UAUGCCGCCGGACCGCCUCCAUGACGCCAGUCUUUUCUUGGGCCUGUUUUGAGCGUUGCUCCUCCUUCAACCUGAGGAGAUUUCCCUCCACGUCAGAAUGGGGCUGAACGUCAAAAGGGGGGGCGAGCAGAGUCGCAUUCAAUGUCAGAGCCCGUGUAGACACCCACUUAAGUACUGUAGUAGCCCCCAUUGCAUUCAAUAGGGCUGACUUGGAACAGUGGAAUAUAGGUGUCAUUUCAUCAUAUUUUACUAUGUUAUAGUCUGUGCUCAUUCAGAAGACCUUCAAGCUACUCUAAACACCUUUGCAGAAGCUCGACCUCUCACUGAACAUCAAGAAAACCAAAGUGCUUUUCCUACAGCUCUUCAGCAAUGUAAUGAGAGUCCUCCUGCAUUUCUAGGACAGCCGGUAUACUAUUCUUGUGGUGCACAGUUCAAAUCAAUAGAGAGAGGCCUUAUUUUAUCGCCUGGUUUCCCCAACAAUUAUUCAUCGGGUAUCCAUUGUAUUUGGCAGUUCUUCAUUCCUGCUGGGACAUACCUAAUGUUGGAAAUUUUUGACUUUGAUGUAUUUGAAAACCUAAGCGAGGACCCAAAUGCCUGGGAUGAUUUUCUAACUCUUCCCCAAAGUACCAAGGAAGAGUUUCCCCACAACGGGGCAAAUACAGACUCCUCCAGUAUCUUUCCAACUAAGAGCCCCACUCUCCAAAACUUUCACUCAACAGAUUUUUAUCAUCUUCAUGGUGGACGUCCAAAGACUGCUUCUGAAAAACAUGAGUCUACCAAACAAUUCCAACAAAUAAAAGAACCAAGAGAGUUGGUCAUUACACAGCCUAGCCAACCACCAUUCAUGGAAGCAACCAAUGUCACCUUACUCAGACGAAUGAACAGUGGUAUACGGGAGGAAACUAAAGACCCAAAGGACAAAAUGUUGGUUGCUCACCUUACAGCUAGUGGGAGAAAAGAAGAUUCUCAAGGCGCUCAACAACAUGCAGAAGAUACGCCUUUUGAACAGGAUGAGGGCAUUUCAACGAUGGCUUUGUCCACAGAGACGUCCUCCAUCCCAGUGGCCUCAAUGGAAAUUUGCCCUCAUGAUGUCUUGUAUGUCUCUGACCUCUUUGCCUUUUCGUCUCGCUUCUGCGGCACAAACUCCCCCCGGAACAAGAACAUGACUUUUGGGUCCUCUCUAAAAAUGGUGGAAGUAAUUGUGGAGCUCAUUACUACCACGGACCGCGGGCGAGGCUUUGCAAUGCUCUUUGAAUACAAGAACGACACAGAGCUGGUGGCCGUGAGUGACUCCAACGAGGGGAAAGAAAACGUUAUGAUGCUGGUCAUCAUAACAGGGAUCCUCUUCUUUGCACUUGUUCUUUUGUCCUCACUCUGUAUAGCUUGCAGGCAGAAAUUAUGUCCCAAAAGGAGCUCUUUGGACGUUCACUGUGAGCGGGAGAACGGGAUCCAGAAUGCUGCGGCUGAUAUCAACGAACUCAGGCUAGUGAUGCCAAACCAAGAGAAUGAAAACAACAAUCACUCUAUGGGUGGAAAUGGAACAGGACAAAAUCCGAAGGAGAAGUUUCACAAGUCCAGGCUCAGUUUCUAACUGGAUGGUAGCAGAUGAAAGAGAGCCUAGUCUCAUUGCUGCAGAGAGGACAGCAGUAGCAACGGAGACCCAUUGCCCCGGACAACACACAUGGAGCAUACGGGCUUUUCAUGACCUACUGGUUCCCUUCUCUCAGCUGCAGAAGAAAUGGUGCAGCUGGACUACUAACAGUCCUUUCACCAAAUUGGUGAACAAUGGUGUAAGUAUGUUCAAAGUGCCUUAGGAGAUACAAAUGAUCUAGACGUUUCCUUGUUAGUAUUGUCAUGUCGACAUAUUCAUAAGAAUUAAGGUAUGUUACUGCGGCUGAGAAGGAAAAGGAAAGGGUCUGAGGUUGUUAGGAAUUGUGGAAGUUGAAGUCCAAAACACCUGGAAGGCUCAAGUUUGCUCUUACAAGCUUGGGGCAGAGCUCUCUUCUUUGCAUGCCACAUCUUAAAGAGUAACCGCUGCGAAGAGCUCUGGCAUCUUAGUAGCCUUCAUGCUUUAUUAAUAUGAACGCACACUCCAGAGACACAUAUAUUGUCCUUGCACAUUGCUGAAAGAAGUGAUAAGGAACUUCUAAGUAAUAAGAAAUUUACAUUUCAUCAAACUGUUGGUAAGAGUAAUUCACAGAAGAUACAACAAAAUGGCUUGUCACAAUAUAGGCUGUUUUUCAUUUCGGUAACACAAAAUUCUCAGUGUUGUCCAGCACUUUAUGACAAUCAUUUUAGCCACAUCUAAAAAAGUGUGGAGACACGUUUAAUAAAAAUUAGGGACGGGCGCAUGGAAAAUUCCAGUUGGCUGACAGUUCCCUAGCAUUUUACAGUAUGUUACCCCUAUAAAAACAGCAUAUCUAUGGUAAAUAUGCUUGGUGUAUAAAUCAUGAAUCGAUCUGUAGAACUGACUAGAUCCAGCUCUAUACUACCGUUUUCAAAAACCCAUGUACACGCACACAUUCUUACAUCCAAUAAAAUAAAUUGCUACUUUGCACCUUUCUUAAUAUCUUC
Messenger RNA from Anolis carolinensis (green anole), 2574 nucleotides. RefSeq lists its product as uncharacterized. The record is from RefSeq and is a predicted model, not a curated record. The coding region runs from base 539 to 1591 and encodes 350 amino acids. The transcript has 6 exons. NCBI's taxonomy places the organism in Eukaryota, Metazoa, Chordata, Lepidosauria, Squamata, Anolidae.